Acanthosepion pharaonis is the source of this 636-nucleotide messenger RNA. NCBI's taxonomy places the organism in Eukaryota, Metazoa, Mollusca, Cephalopoda, Sepiida, Sepiidae. The record is from the annotation of a GenBank genome assembly.
AUGCGACACAAGCACUAUCUAUCUAUCUGUCUAUCUAUCUAUCUAUCUAUCUAUCUAAGUUUAUUCCUAUCUAUCGAUGUACACAACACGUGCACGUGGAGGUCGAAUCAGAAAUCAAAUAUAAAUAUCACACAUCUAUCUAUCUAUCUAUCUAUCUAUCUAUCUAUCUAUCUAUCCCUUCCAAUCUGUUCAUAUCUAUCUAUCUAUCUAUCUAAGAUCGCUUCAGUCUGGACUGGAUUAGUUCUAUCUAUCUAUCUAUCUAUCUAUCUCUUCCACUAUGUUCAUAUCUGUAUGAGUAAGAGUGUCAUCUCAUUUCACUUUUAUUUUAUCUAUAAGCAUGUUUAUUCUGAACAUGCGAGAGAACACAAAGCGGCAACCAAGUGCAGUAACAAUAGGGAUUACCUGUACGAUGUCUAUCUCCCUCUUACUCUCUCUCUCUCUCUCCUACACUCUAUGUUUCUCGCUCUCUUAAUCUUUCCCUCUCUCUAUCUCUUUUUUGCCAUCGCUCUCUAUCUAUCUCACUCGCAAUCUCUCUAUAUCAGUCAGUGUCUUUCUUGCCCUCUCUCUGUUACUCUCGCAAUGUUCCUCUCACGCAAGCUCUCUUUCUCCCUCUCUCUCUCUCUCUCUCUCUCUUGA